Chroicocephalus ridibundus (black-headed gull) is the source of this 724-nucleotide messenger RNA. It is a transcript of the gene NHLRC4, whose product is annotated as NHL repeat containing 4. The record is from RefSeq and is a predicted model, not a curated record. Gene Ontology annotation, molecular function: protein binding; translation repressor activity; ubiquitin protein ligase activity. The coding region runs from base 50 to 724 and encodes 224 amino acids. Gene Ontology annotation, biological process: protein polyubiquitination; negative regulation of translation; proteasome-mediated ubiquitin-dependent protein catabolic process. NCBI's taxonomy places the organism in Eukaryota, Metazoa, Chordata, Aves, Charadriiformes, Laridae. The transcript has a single exon.
GGAAAGCAGCACUUUCUUGCCAGAAGAUGUGACUGUGACUCGUACGGGAAUGGUGGCUGUAGCUGACAUGACGAAUGGAGCCAUCUGGGUCUUCAACCCUCACACCAGCCUCUCCAAGGGGGAAUGGAUAAAGAUCAGAAAGGUUGGUUCCCCCAGGGGUAUUGGAGUAGACUCCAUGGGCAAGAUCUUGGUAACAGACUAUGCACAAGGCCAAGUCCACAGCUUUGCUCUGGAUCACACCUUCAAGACACUCAAUACCCACUCAGUCCCCAACCUGCAGGGACCUCGCUACAUCAGCCCAGCGCCCAACGGAGGCUUUGUGGUAAGCGAGGAGUGUGGAGACGUCAAGGUCUUCACGAGCAGCCGUAAGCUCCUCUGCUCCCUCAGCAGCAAAUACGGACACUGGUUUGGCAACCCAGCUGGGGUCUGCGUUGACGUGGAAGGCAGCAUCCUGGUAGCAGAUGAGCAGCGCCGCACGGUCCACUUGUUCCCAGAACAUGGGCCUCCCAUCUGCCUGGUGUCCACAGGGCUGCGGAAGCCCAUUGGGGUGGCUUGCUCCUCCUUUGGGCACCUCUUUGUGGCAGACGCAGGGGAGAACUGUGUCAAAGUCUUUAAGUACCGUGUGAGGCCCCCUUACAGCCCCACCAACCCUGGGGCACCAUGUGGUGACCCCAGCCUAACAUCCAGGAGGGGAGUCGGGCCGGUUCCACUGCAACCCCGCUGA